Messenger RNA from Nicotiana tabacum (common tobacco), 781 nucleotides. Its product is annotated as non-specific lipid-transfer protein 1-like. Gene Ontology annotation, biological process: lipid transport. Gene Ontology annotation, molecular function: lipid binding. NCBI's taxonomy places the organism in Eukaryota, Viridiplantae, Streptophyta, Magnoliopsida, Solanales, Solanaceae. The record is from RefSeq and is a predicted model, not a curated record.
UCAAUGACAUAAGAAAGGGAAAAUGCCAAAAUCGUGUAACAAAUUUUACAUAAGCCAUUAACUGACCUUUCUUUUAUUAGCCAUCUUGAGAAUACUAUAUAUAUCCCCUUCUACGCCUUCAACUAUACCAGUCCACAGGGAGAACCAAGAAAAGAAAACUAGUAAUCCAAAAACUUCAAGUUUUCAACAGAAAGCGAAUAUGAAGGGAAUCAUCAUUUCAGCAAUUGCAGUGUUAGCCAUGAUUCAGUUCAUGGUUGAGCCAGGACAGGCUCUUACUUGUGGUCAAGUGGAUGCUUCUUUAGCACCUUGUAUUCCUUACCUUACUCAGGGCGGGGAUCCGGGAGCAGCUUGCUGUAAUGGUGUGAGAGCGUUGAAAGGUAUGGCUCAAAACACCGCUGACAAGAGGGCUGCAUGUAAUUGUGUCAAGGCUGCUGCCAACCGGUAUGCAAACUUGAAGGAAGACGCUGCCCAGGCUCUCCCAACCAAGUGUGGUGUAACAUUGGACAUUACUGUUUCUAAGAGCGUCAACUGUGACCUGAUCAGCUGAGAUUGAGGUCAUUGAUGAUGACAGUGUGGAAGGAAUAAAGAGAGGAUGACUUCAUAUUUUGUUCUAUCUUUUUUCAAAUAAUAGUCCAAGUGAUGAGAGAACUACUGCUUGUAAUGAUCAAAGCUUUACUGAGCAUAAAGUGUUUCUGAAAUUUCCCAAGAUUAUUGAGCUGUGACAUGGACAAUUUGAUAGUUUAUUUUGGCUUCAUCAUCUUUCAAAAGAUUGAUCAUUUAC